AUGCUGCUUCUGGUAAUUUUGUGGGGGUUUACUCUCGUGUGCAAAGUGCAGCCAGCCACCAUGGAGGAUAUUGGCAACUUGGUUGCUGGUCCUCUCUGGAGUCAGACCAGGCUCAGUCUGUCUCUGAAGGGCCUCUUAGGGCCCAUUCCCCCGCAGCUCGGCGGUUUGACCAAUCUCACCUACCUGGACCUCUCCCAAAACAACCUAUUUGGCCCCAUUCCGGCAGAGCUUGGCAACCUCACAAGCCUAACUUAUCUGGACCUCUGGGACAACAAAAAUCUCUCCGGCCCCAUCCCCCCAGAGCUCAGCACUCUGACCAGACUCACCUACCUCGACCUCUCCUUCAAUAACCUUUCCGGCCCAAUCCCCUCAAAGCUCAGCAGCCUGCCCAAUAUCACCACCCUCCUGCUCCAAGUUAAUAACCUCUCUGGCCCCAUUCCCCCCGAGCUCGGCCGCCUGACCAACCUCUCGAUCCUCGGCCUUGCCGCUAACAAUCUCUCCGGCCCCAUCCCCCCCCCUCUCUUCAGGCAAUCCAAUUCGUCUUUCUACCCAGGGAAUUCUGGAUUGUGUUGCAUAGGGUGCACCUUCAGCUUGCCAUGCACUGGGAAUCCGCCCCCAGCCAUCUUGCCAGCGCCCCCAAGGUCCCCCCCGCCUCUGCCACCUCUUCUGCCAUCUCCUCCUAUAGAACCGCCUACUUCCUUACCCCCAGUCUUGCCCCCUAUUUACCCUCCUUCGAUGGCGUCCCCCUUCAUACUUUCACCAAUGCAACCACCGCCUCUCCCUCAAGCUUCACCGCCCUCACCGCCUCCUUCCGUUGGCCCAAUAGUGGGUGGGGUCCUGGCUGGAAUUUCUUUUAUGCUGGCCCUGGCAACCUUGGGGUUCUGCCUCCACCUUAGGAAAAAGCGCAUGUCGAACCAAGGGCCACCGACAGGCCUGGAGGAAGGGGGGAAGGACGAGUUGCAGAAUCAGGCUGCACUAAAACAACCGGCCCCCAUAAAGCGUCAGGAGCGCAUCACCUUCAAGCAGCUGCAAAAGGCUACUGGGAACUUCAACAGCGCCAACGUCAUCGGGAGGGGGUCGUUUGGGACUGUCUACAAGGGUGUUCUCGCAGACGGUUCGAUGCUUGCAGUGAAACGCUUGGAAACAAGGCCUGGGCGCAGAGACGUUGAGGAGCGGUCCUGGAAAACGGAAGUCGAGGCUCUGGGUAAGGUUCGGCACAUAAAUCUGGUGCCCCUUCUCGGGGUAUGCGCGGAAAGAGGGGAGCGGUUGCUGUUCUUCGACUUUUUUAUCCGGGGGAGCCUGGACAGGCGGCUUCACCACUCGGCGGCAGGGGGGGGCGUGCUGACGUGGGGUGACCGGAUGAACAUCGCAAGGGGGGUUUGCCAGGGGUUGACCUACCUGCACAGCCAUAUUCGGCCCCCCAUGGUGCACCGGGACAUCAAGGCCGCCAACAUCCUUCUGACUGACGGCGACCCCACCGAUGCCUGCAUCGCUGACUUUGGCCUUGCGCACCUGGUGCAAGACACCGGGGGGAAGACGUCGACCAUGGUUAAGGGCACGGUGCCAUAUAUGGCCCCAGAGUACCUGCACGGGGGUGCUCGGUUUCUGUCCCCCAAGUGCGACGUCUACAGCUUUGGGAUGUUGUCGCUGGAGCUCAUUAGCGGGCGCCCGGUUGUGCGUCAGCUCGAGAGCGGAGUCGUGGAGCGGCUCCUGAAGGUCGCCACGGAUCUGGUAAUCGAGGGGAGAGGGUUGGAGUUGGUUGACCCAGCUCUCAGGACGGCUUACAAUGCGGAGGAGGCGCGCAACUACAUCCACGUUGCACUGGCGUGCAUGCGGAGCGACCCAUCCGCUAGGCCCACCAUGCAAGACGUCGGCUCCCUUCUCGCUCGAGCCUCGGUUGUGGACGCGAGUUUUAUAAAGGAGGAGAUAUGGGAGUCGGACGAGUCGUCCGCGUACUUAGGCAGCCUGGGCUCCUCAACUGCGGAGCGUCCUUUCGAAAGACUGCGCUAUGAUGUGUAG
Messenger RNA from Klebsormidium nitens, 2019 nucleotides. The record is from the annotation of a GenBank genome assembly. Lineage: Eukaryota; Viridiplantae; Streptophyta; Klebsormidiophyceae; Klebsormidiales; Klebsormidiaceae.